Messenger RNA from Mucor mucedo, 1128 nucleotides. Its product is annotated as GDP-mannose 4,6 dehydratase. Gene Ontology annotation, molecular function: GDP-mannose 4,6-dehydratase activity. The transcript is spliced from 3 exons. NCBI's taxonomy places the organism in Eukaryota, Fungi, Mucoromycota, Mucoromycetes, Mucorales, Mucoraceae. Gene Ontology annotation, biological process: GDP-mannose metabolic process. Bases 1 to 1128 code for a protein of 375 amino acids. The record is from RefSeq and is a predicted model, not a curated record.
AUGUCUGAAAACCUUAUCGCUUCCCUCCAAGUUGGUCGUAGUACCUCUUCCAUGCCCAUUGAAGAAUACAGAGCACGUAAGGUCGCUCUUGUUACUGGUGUUACUGGUCAAGAUGGUUCUUACUUAACUGAAUUCUUGUUGGAAAAGGGUUAUGAAGUCCAUGGUGUUAUUCGUAGAUCUUCCUCUUUCAAUACUGGUCGUAUUGAACAUAUUUAUAAGGACAGACAUGACCAAGGCGUCAAGUUCUUCCUUCACCACGGUGAUUUGACUGAUUCUACCUGUCUUGUUCACAUCAUUUCUCAAAUCCAACCCACAGAAGUCUAUAACUUGGCUGCCCAAUCUCAUGUCAAGGUUUCAUUUGAUAUGUCAGAAUAUACCGGUGAUGUUGAUGCUCUUGGUACUCUUCGUCUUUUAGAUGCUAUCCGUACCUGUGGCUUAAGUGACCGUGUCCGUUUCUAUCAAGCUUCCACUUCCGAACUUUACGGUAAGGUUGCUGAAACACCCCAAAAGGAAACCACUCCUUUCUACCCUCGUUCUCCUUAUGGUGUUGCUAAGCUUUAUGCUUACUGGAUCACUGUCAACUACCGUGAAUCCUACAAUAUGUAUGCCUGUAACGGUAUCCUUUUCAACCACGAAUCACCCCGUCGUGGCCGUACCUUUGUCACACGUAAGAUUACACGUGCAGUUGCUGAUAUUCAUCUUGGUCGUCAAGACUGUCUCUACCUUGGUAAUAUUGAUGCUAAGCGUGAUUGGGGACAUGCCCGUGAUUAUGUUGAAGGUAUGUGGCUCAUGUUGCAACAAGAUCAACCUCAAGACUUUGUUUUGGCUACCGGUGAGACCCAUACAGUUCGUAGCUUUAUCGAGAAGGCUUUCAGAGUCACUGGUCGCACAAUUGUUUGGGAAGGUGAGGGUGUUAAUGAGAUUGGUAAAGAUUCAGAAACUGGCAAGGUCCGUGUCCGUAUCGAUGCCAAGUAUUUCCGUCCUGCUGAAGUAGAGCUCUUAUUGGGUGACCCAACAAAGGCAAACACCGAAAUGGGUUGGAAGCGUAAGGUCACUUUCGAUGAGUUAGUAACCGAAAUGGUUGUUGCCGAUAUUGAAGGUGGUCUCAACUCCUCAACAUUAAUGUAA